Messenger RNA from Haemonchus placei, 318 nucleotides. The record is from the annotation of a GenBank genome assembly. NCBI's taxonomy places the organism in Eukaryota, Metazoa, Nematoda, Chromadorea, Rhabditida, Trichostrongylidae.
AUGCUAGACCAGGUCGAGGUGAUAGUGGGAACACUAUCGCUCAAAGGGAGCAACGCCACUGGCUUCCCGAAAUUGAAGAAUCUUGUUCUUCUGAAGCAACCUAAAAAAGGGCCAGUUCUUAUUAUCGAGGAUAACUCGAAGCUAUCGUCCUUGGAAGCAUUAUAUAACCUCGAAAUCCGGCUCCGGAAGGGUGAAAGACCCGAUAAUGCUAUAAGUAUUGGAAAUAAUCCAAAUCUCUGCAUAGACGAGGACGCCUCCACAGUGCCAUUCGUCAUCAAGUACCUAUCUAGGGUACCUAUAUGUGAGUUCCGCUUGUGA